Lottia gigantea (owl limpet) is the source of this 420-nucleotide messenger RNA. RefSeq lists its product as hypothetical. The coding region runs from base 1 to 420 and encodes 139 amino acids. The record is from RefSeq and is a predicted model, not a curated record. The transcript is spliced from 2 exons. NCBI's taxonomy places the organism in Eukaryota, Metazoa, Mollusca, Gastropoda, Lottiidae.
AUGGAAUUACUUAGUUUAAUGGAUUAUUCACCACCUCAGUCAUUCAAGAUGGACAAAACCAUAUUAAUGGCAGUUACAACAUUGAUAGCAACAAUUGUCCUCAUAAAUUGUGUAUCUGGCCUGGGCGAUGCUAAACAGAGUAGUUUUGGCGGAUAUCCCUCAUCAGACGGUAAAUACCAAGACUGGUACGAAUGGAUGGUCAAGAGAAAUUUCGGAGGCGGAAAUGGCGGAUUUGGAUUCCAGGACGGUGCCGGCAGAUUCGUGAACUGGGAAGACGUUUACAGAAAUGCCAAAGCUAAAAGGCAACUGAGUGUAUCCCCCGAUGGAUUUGGAAAUUACGGUUCAUAUUUCAGCAACGGACUUCAGGAUUGGCGCCGAGCCUUCCGUGGAACCAAACGCAAUACCAAACGUGAAAAUUAA